Molecule: messenger RNA, 783 nt
Organism: Linnemannia hyalina
Lineage: Eukaryota; Fungi; Mortierellomycota; Mortierellomycetes; Mortierellales; Mortierellaceae
Source: the annotation of a GenBank genome assembly
AUGCCUCAGAACGAAUAUAUCGAAGAGUCGAUUAAGCGACAUGGUCGCAGACUGGACCACGCCGAGAAGAAGCGUAAGAGAGAGGCUCGUGAGGCCCACAAGAGCUCCCAGUUUGCCCAGAAGGUCACUGGUUUGAGGGCUAAGAUGUACAACAAGAAGAGACACUCUGAGAAGAUCCAGAUGAAGAAAACUAUCAAGCAGCACGAGGAAAAGAACGCCAAGCAGAAGGAUACGGAGGCUGUUCCCGAGGGAGCUGUUCCCGGUUAUCUUUUGGAUCGUGAGGGUCAGCAGCGCGCCAAGGUGUUGAGCAACAUGAUCAAGCAGAAGCGCAAGGAGAAGGCAGGAAAGUGGAACGUGCCUCUGCCCAAGGUCCGUGGUAUUGCUGAGGACGAGAUGUUCAAGGUCUUGAGAUCCGGAAAGACCAAGGCCAAGUCAUGGAAGCGUAUGGUCACCAAGGCCACCUUUGUUGGUGACGGCUUCACCCGUAAGCCCCCAAAGUACGAGCGUUUCAUUCGCCCCUCAGCCCUCCGCUACAAGAAGGCCCAUGUCACCCAUCCCGAGCUCAAGGCAACCUUCUGCCUGCCCAUCAUCGGUGUCAAGAAGAACCCCCAGUCACCUCUGUACACACAGCUCGGUGUCUUGACAAAGGGUACGGUCAUUGAGGUCAACGUGUCAGAGUUGGGUUUGGUCACAACAGGAGGAAAGGUCGUCUGGGGUAAAUACGCCCAGAUUACCAACAACCCCGAGUUGGACGGUUGUGUUAACGCUCUUCUCCUUGUUUAA